UGGUGUGGGUAGGAUUGACACCUUCAUUAUCACCAUUUGCACAUUUCUUUCUAAUCUCCUCCACGCCGUGUGGAGAGCAAUAGCAGCCGUGCCGGCUGGUUUGGCAGUGCCAUACGAGGAGCGAAGGCUUACUUUUAGGGAGCUCAUGGAGGAGCUGAGCCCCAGACAACUGGCUGAGAAACAGCUGAAGCAACAGUUUAUGGAGGCCCUGCAGGCCAACAAUGCCCAGGAGGUCAAACGGAUUCUGCACACCAGGAAAUUAGAUAUUGACACUGUGCUGGAGGUGGAGGACCCCAGCAUGGUGCUUGCUUCAUAUAAACAAGGUUACUGGCUCCCGGGCUACAAACUGGAGAAGUCCUGGGCGAUGGGUAUUCAUGUAUGUGUGAUGUACAAUGCUGUGGAAACAGCUCUGGUGCUCAUUCAGGAAGGUGCAGCCAUCAACCGGAAGCCCAACGGGAAGACGCCGCUGCAUGUCGCCUGCGAGGUCUCCAGCAGUGAGUGUGUCGCCUUGCUUUUGGCUCACAGGGCAAAAGUCAACAGCCUGUCACUGAGCGGACACACAGCGCUGCACUACUGCAUCACCAGGGAGUCUGUGGACUGUGCCAAGCAGCUAAUCCUCAAAGGUGCAAACGUCAAUGAGCCCAGCAACAACAAUGAGGAGGUGACACCUUUACACACAGCAGCCAGAUUCGGUGUCCCAGAGCUGGUAGCUCUCUACUUGGCCCACGGAGCAUCUGUCAAUGCAGUCAACUCUCUCCAGGAGACUGCCCUGAUGACUGCGUGCUUCUGGGCUUUUGACGCCAAAGAGCAAACCUACAGCCAAGAUCACCAUCUUGUCUGCCGUCUCUUGCUGGACCACCAUGCAGACCCCAACCUCCGAGAAGAGGACAAUAAAACAGCUCUUCACAAGGCGUCCUGGAACUGCGAUCACGUCCUGAUGCAGAUGCUGCUGGAGGCCGGAGCAGACGCGCGAUCCAUGGACAUCAACGGCUGUGCCCCCAUUCAGUAUCUCCUCAAAGUGACCGGUGUCAGGCCCAUGGCCAUACCUGAGCUCUGCUAUCAGCUGCUGCUCAACUUCAACGCAGCACGGGUCUACCCGCCCCAGUUCCACAAGGUCUUCUUGUGCUGUGUGUCAUGUUGUGUGUUGCUUUGUGCAGGUGUUGCAGACCUGCUGUGACUACCCCAGAGCAGUGGAAGUCAUGGUCAACUCUUAUGAACGUUUAAAGCCCACAAAGAAGUGGAGAGCUGCCAUUCCUGAUGACUGC
Molecule: messenger RNA, 1265 nt
Organism: Epinephelus lanceolatus (giant grouper)
Lineage: Eukaryota; Metazoa; Chordata; Actinopteri; Perciformes; Serranidae
Source: RefSeq, a predicted model, not a curated record